UUUAUCAUAUUAUUAAGUCAUUCGAAUUUCUUCCUUUCUUCGAAGAUCUCCGGUAGAAAAUUAGAGAGGGAAAAUGUCUGGGCGAGGAAAGGGAGGCAAGGGUUUGGGAAAGGGUGGAGCCAAGAGGCACAGGAAAGUCCUGAGAGAUAAUAUCCAGGGAAUCACGAAGCCGGCGAUUCGCCGUCUGGCUCGCAGGGGUGGUGUCAAGAGGAUCAGUGGCUUGAUCUAUGAGGAAACCAGAGGUGUGUUGAAGAUUUUCUUGGAGAACGUGAUUCGCGACGCUGUAACCUACACCGAGCACGCAAGGAGAAAGACGGUCACCGCUAUGGAUGUCGUGUACGCCUUGAAAAGGCAGGGCAGAACUCUCUAUGGUUUCGGCGGUUAGAUUUGUUCUUGCUAUAAGAUUGGCCUCCUUAGGGGCGCUAGAUGGUGGUGUUUAGAGUUCUUUGCUUCAGAUCUGGUUCAUAUGUUUGUUGUUGCUAGACUGUUGAUCUGUCAGUAAUUUGUAAACUCCAAUUUCAAGUUAUAGAAUAUCGUUUGACUCAAAAUCUUCAGUUUAACCAGUUGAUUUUAUGUUUUAGCUCUUUGGUCUGCUAUUUUAUUCCUUUUGAAAUUGCUGUUAAUGUAGAAAGGUAAUGUUGAACUGCAGCAAAUAGGAAUAUAUCAGAUGAAGAGGU
Molecule: messenger RNA, 677 nt
Organism: Rubroshorea leprosula
Lineage: Eukaryota; Viridiplantae; Streptophyta; Magnoliopsida; Malvales; Dipterocarpaceae
Source: the annotation of a GenBank genome assembly